This is a messenger RNA of Mercenaria mercenaria, 5473 nucleotides long. RefSeq lists its product as uncharacterized. Lineage: Eukaryota; Metazoa; Mollusca; Bivalvia; Venerida; Veneridae. The transcript is spliced from 4 exons. Bases 1898 to 3592 code for a protein of 564 amino acids. The record is from RefSeq and is a predicted model, not a curated record.
AUGUAUCUGACCUAACAAACGUUCGAGGCAGGACUACCUUUUACAAUGUCUCGUCCGUAAGAAUAUUAAGAAGUAAUCUAUUUUCAUAAAUUCUUUGGAGAUAUCCUUUGGAAGCAUAGAAUGCAACAAAGCAACAUAAAAACAGUUUAGGGUUUUAUUGAGUCUGUUCAUGGGAGGUAAUGAAAAGUACAGCAUUCUUCACCCCUCUUUAGCACCGGUUAAAGCGGAAUAUUAUUUAAGUAAAAGGGAAUUUAUUCAGAGAUCCCAGUAAUACCACUGCGUCCAAGUAGGUUGAGACUUUUUAAGACGUCACAAGGUAUAUAAUGACUGCUAAUGUGAUAGUUGAUAAAAUCUUUUGAAAGGUGCUUUGGAAAAAUAAUUCUGUAUGAAGAUCCCUUAGAAGCAUUAAAGGCAACUAAGCACUAAGCAACAUAACAGCAGACUCGGUAUUAUUGAGUCUUUUUAUGAGAGUUUAAAUGUUUAUAUGUUUAACAUUGCUCACGCCCCUGAAGCACCGACAGAAACAAAAUUCUAUUAUAAUAGUAACAAUGAGUGUGCUCCAUGAUAUAUAUUUUUAAAAACCGAGUCUAAGUACGGCAAUACUUUUACAAUGCCACACGGCACUUAAUGACUGUAGUUUUGAUAGUUAAUAAAAUAUGUGGAAAGAUUUCUUGGAAGUAUGGAACGCAAUGAAGCGACAUAAUAGCAGACUAGGUAUAUUUGAAUCUAUUUAUGAGAGGUAACGAAAUGUGCAACACCCUUCACGCUCCGUGUCACCGGCUUAAGCGGAACUCUAUAAUAGUAAAAUUGAAUGUAAUCCAUGAUCCAAAACGUCCAAAAAAUAAAAUUAUAGCAACACUGUUUGCUUGCUUCUAUCUAGGUUUCUGUCCGUGCCUAAAAUGAUGCCCAGACACCCGAAAUCAAUGACAUCUCGCAAGUUACUAUAAAAUAUAUUCAUGUGUAGAUGUGACGUUAAAACUAACACUAAAAGGAAACAAAACAAAAAUAAAACGAGGUAAAAUUAGUCCUUACAGAAAUUCUAAGGUAUGAAGGAUAUAGAACUCAGAUGGACUUGGAUGUUUGUUUUCAUUCAUAUAGUAACGGCUAUAUGACACUGAUCAUUUGGCAAAUUCGUUUAGCUUUUGCGGCGUACGCUGUUUCGCCGCGGGCAACCGGCUAGGCAAUCUUUUGACUUCACGGCAUUGCCCGGUCUAUCCGGCGAACGUGCGCCGGUCUUGCGGCAAAUAAGGUAUUUUCGCGAUAUAAAAAGGUAGAAAUAUACCGCAAGAAAUAUUUUGCUAACUUAUUUUGAACUGACCUCAAUAGAAAAUCAUAACAUAGAUAACUUUUUUAUUAUUAUAUUUUGCAGUUCACGCCGAGGCGUUCUUUAUGAUCAAUAGACCGGCGAGAAUUUUUUUCUUGCCGCUCACGUGACCGGUAUGUCCCAGGUUGCGUGAAAUGAAUUGGUCCAUUUUUCGAUUUGCAAUCCAAUGAACUAUUGUAGACAUUUCAAUAUUUUGUAGACUCUGGUUGCAAACAUAUGUCACUAUAUCUUUAAGAAACUAACAUUGCAAACACGUCUAUGGUAUGACGCAGCCAGGUAUAUUUCAUAUUCUACUCUAAAAAUGCAUUAUUGCGUUGUUUAAAAUUCAACAAUUUGUUUAAACUUUAAAUAUCUUCCUUAUUACCCGCUUAAAAUAACAAUAUAGCCAUAAUGAAGACAAUAAAAAGUAAACUUCCUGAUUAUGAGACGAAAUUGUAAAAUCAUCUGGCGGAUAUUUAUAUAUUUUGAUUGGAAUUUACAUAUCAUUACAAAAAGCAGAAACUUCAGUAUCAAAGAAUACAACAACACCCACAGUUAUACAGUUUUUCUGUUAUAACAAGAAUUAAGACCGCAAUGAAUACAACGACAGAAAUGGGCAACUUUACGACUAGUUCCACUGAACAUUUAAAUAUGACGAAUGAUGUGUCACAAGAAUCCAUAUCAAACGAACCUUACGAAAAUACAACAAGUGAAGAUUGCGACGUCUUUUCACACCAGAAGUUAGAUACAACCACCGUUCAGAGUAUUGCGGUUCUAGCUACUACCAUAGCCUUAGUGGAAUUUGUGAUUAUAAUGGUACUUCUUAGAAGAUUUUGGCAUUCAAAAUGUAAUUUAAAAGGAGUCCACAUACUUGAAAAACAAGAAGAAUGUUGCGAGCUUGGGAUUGUCAACAAAGUUUACAAAUAUAGUUAUCACAAUGAACAUGAUGCUGUUACAGAGAAAAAGACAUCAUCACUACUAGAAACGAAAACAAAUGACAAUACUGGCAAGACUGGAUGUAACAAAACACAACGGAGAGACCCAGGCUAUAUAGAUAUUGACUUGACUGCAGAUAUACCAAUAGAGUCUGAAAAUGUCGGCCAUCAUACAAAUAUGAAAGAAACAGAAUUUUUUGAUAAAACAUAUUCCCAUAUUGAAGCGAGUCCUAUGUUUUCACUUGCGACAGAUGGUUCUUCAUACAGUCAUAUCAAGCGAAACAAUGAUGACAAUACACAGGACCAAACUGACACAAAUAGGUGCACAAUUAUAAAAGGACAAAAGUCCUAUAUUCGUACCGACGAUGAUACGGAAUAUGACCAUGCAGUUUACAGAAAAGGCCAUCAGUCCAUUGCAGAUAAUAAAACCUAUUCUCGUAUCAGCUGCGUUGUUCCAAGACAGAACCCGUCUUUUAGAGUGAAACAGACGUCAGUUGAUGUCACAGCCGAAAAACCUUACAACUGGUACGAUGAUACUGUUAUACAGGAAGCAGAAAACUGUAGCACAGGAUUAUCUGAAAAAUAUUGUGAAAAAUCUGAUGAAAGCGAGAGAAUAAAGCUUGAAGAAAACUCAAUUUGCAAAAAUGAGCAAACUUCUUAUCACAAAUAUAAAUAUAGCGUAGUAAAGAAACAAGACAUACGAGUAAGACAACAGCCGAAGUCUUCAUCAGUUAAACGAAAAGAAACAGAUGGCUCGUCCAAACAUUUGAAGCAUAGAGAGUAUACUGAAGUCAAAAUACAAAGUAAGGAUCUUGCGGCUACCGAAAGCACGAGUAGCAUUACUGAUUUGAACAUUCAACAACCUUUAAAACACAUUGUAGUAAUGAACGAUAGUACAAAUGAAACUCAUCAAUUACCAGAGUCUGCCAUUGACAGCACAGGAAAAGCACUUCCGCAAAUUCAGUUAACUAACGAGUCGUCAGUACUGAAAACGGAGGAAAGUUGUGCAAAUAGUAAUAAAAGCAAGAUUUCUGAAAUCUCGGGUGGCACAAAAGGAAAUGCAACUGGCCCUCACUAUAAAUACAGCAAAGUGAGAAAGAAAAGCACAAUUUUAAUAAACCAAAGAAUUUCAACAACUGACUGUUCAGAUAAAGUUACAGUACAAAAGCCGUUAGGUAAAACAUCUUUGUCAUUAAAUUCUGAAAACAAGAUUGUCAUAACGGAAGCGAGAAAAACUGUUGAAGUUCCAGAUGAUGUCGACACAGAAACAUCUGAUCAUGCUGCUGGUGACAAAGACUUUCUUAUUGACCCAGAGGAUCAAAGUCAUGAAUAUAUUAAUAUCAUGAAGGUUUAAGUUUUAUAGCAGCAAUACUUAUCAUGGAAACAUUAGUUAAAAGAACUCCUUAAACCCAAUAAUUUCAAUUUACUUACAACCGUAUUAAAACUCACAAUUGUUUGCUUAUUUGUAAUUGGUGUAGAAUGAAUAGAAGUGGAAACAUCAACUACAAAGAGGCUUUCAUCGGAAAAUCUCAUUGGCUAAAUGAUAUAAAUCUAACAGGUUUAGUUGGCCAGGUUUGAAGUUAUAACAUUGGUCUGUGUGAAUAACCCUCGUAUAUUGCAUCUUCCAGUGUUCAGAGCAUAUGGAAGCAGCCGAAACAGCCAGCUGGGGUUCUUUUUGUAGACACUGGACUGAAUUUAACUUGAAUCUGCUUUAAAUUUUCAAGUGCAUUAGGGUAGAUAUACUUACCAGCGCUGUAGAGAUGUAGGUUUAUGAUGGUCGAUUCAGCUAUAUUGAAAUAGACGAACGUUUUAGCAGUCAAUUGAAAAAAAGGAUUAUUCUUACAUACAGUUUUCAAAACCUUUCUUUGUGAUAAUGAGAUUAUAACCGUUCUUUUAUUUGUUAUAUGUUUCUUGCUCACCACGAAUCAUUAUGUGUAACCUUAUCAUGGUAUCUCAUAAAAUUCAUGUUAUGAUCAUUUGUCUCUGUUAGUUUUGAUACACACUAUGUGACAAAAUUACUAUAGCUUUAAGCCAUUUGAUAGCUGGCCUUUCUUUCGGUACUGUGGACAAUAAUAUAACAAUUCCUUACGGAUUUAGGUGCAGUUUGAGGUUAACAUCCUAGAUUGUGCAGAGUUACCGUAAAAACAAAUACCCGAGAACCGGAUAUUUCCAUUUGCAUAGAUAUAAAUGACUUUUUCUGUUUGUGUGCAUUAAGAACGAUUUCAUUCGUAAUGGAUGUAUAUGUGCUCAUUUUUAGCGACAUAGAUAUUUAAAACAUACAUGUAUAUUCUGCAAAACUAUCUUCAAUAGAUCCUGAGUAAUGCAAAUAGGACUGUUCUACACGGAAACCCAAAAUACAAAUGAUGUGGCAGCAAAUGAUAUGUCUUUUGUACAUUUAGAAACGAUACCAAUCGAAUGCUGAAAUAUCCGUCGAUAGUUAGAGAGAGAUAUCAUCACAAGCAUUUAAUUGCACCAUCUAUUCGAAUUGUAUUCUCACAAAUCUUGAGAACCUGGCAACCAAAACGAAGUCUGUUUUGUUGCAAAUGUCCUGUUUAAACGUUACGGUAUGUAUGUGAGCAGCAUCAAAGUUAAUAAACGCUUUCAAACUUUAGAGCAGUCAUUGUCUUUUUUUGGUAAGCAUACCUUUAAACGGUUGAUGAUAGUGUACAAAUUGAAAGAUGAACAAGUUCAUGAUAGAAAUUUAGCCGGGUUAGGGUUAUGUAGAAGUAAUAGCGUUACUUUCUAAACGAUAUUAUCAUUUGAUUCCAAGAAUCGAUUGCACAAACCAGUUUCAAUAUUCUAAAGAAAUAAUUAGAUAAAUAUACAGAAACAAAACACUAACCCGCCGUUUGCUUUUUUGCAAAUAGUUUAAAAAUCACUGUGUGUUCGGAUUUAACGUCCUUUCUUCGACAAUUUUUCAGUCAUAUAAACGAUGGUGUCUUGUAGCAGUGAGCGCAAUGCCCAACUUUAUAGUGCUGCCUCUCUGGAAUAUCACACCGUAGACACGUGGCAUGAUACCCGACCCAGUCACAUUAUGCUGACAUCGGGCUGACCAGUCCUAGCUAUCCUCUUAAUGUUAAGCGCCAAGCGAGGAAGCUACUAGUAAUUUUUUUACGACUUUGGUAAGUAUUAACAUAUCAAAAUAUUAGGAGUAUUGAAUUACGCAAAAAUAUAUAUAUUAUUCAUUUUACUACCAAAGUCUGAUAUUGAAAAGUCACAAAAAUACACAUGAAAG